Messenger RNA from Urocitellus parryii (Arctic ground squirrel), 2893 nucleotides. RefSeq names its product family with sequence similarity 76 member A (gene Fam76a). Lineage: Eukaryota; Metazoa; Chordata; Mammalia; Rodentia; Sciuridae. The record is from RefSeq and is a predicted model, not a curated record. Gene Ontology annotation, cellular component: nuclear speck.
GCCGCAGCUAGCAGCCUGCCGCCACCGCCAGGUUGUGCCUCAGACUGUCAGAUAAAGCGGCGGGCCGGGCCCGCGGGGCGGUGAGCACGGCCCGGGCCGGACAUGGCGGCGCUCUACGCCUGCACCAAGUGCCACCAGCGCUUCCCCUUCGAGGCGCUGUCUCAGGGGCAGCAGCUGUGUAAGGAAUGUCGGAUUGCACACCCAGUUGUGAAGUGCACCUACUGCAGGACUGAGUACCAGCAGGAGAGCAAAACCAAUACAAUUUGCAAGAAAUGUGCUCAGAAUGUGCAGUUGUAUGGAACGCCCAAACCUUGUCAGUAUUGCAACAUAAUUGCAGCAUUUAUUGGCAAUAAAUGCCAACGUUGCACAAAUUCAGAGAAGAAGUAUGGACCACCAUAUUCUUGUGAGCAGUGCAAGCAGCAGUGUGCGUUUGACAGGAAAGAUGAUAGAAAGAAGGUAGAUGGGAAAUUGCUGUGCUGGUUGUGCACACUUUCAUACAAACGUGUUCUCCAGAAGACCAAAGAGCAAAGGAAGCACCUGAGCAGCUCUUCUCGUGCAGGCCACCAGGAGAAGGAACAAUACAGCCGCCUGAGUGGUGGUAGCCAUUAUAACAGCCAGAAAACACUUUCUACAUCUUCAAUUCAAAAUGAAAUCCCAAAGAAAAAAUCCAAGUUUGAUUCAAUCACAACAAAUGGAGACAGCUUUUCCCCAGACCUGGCUCUGGAUUCACCAGGCACUGACCACUUUGUCAUCAUUGCUCAGCUGAAAGAAGAGGUAGCUACUCUGAAGAAGAUGUUGCAUCAAAAGGAUCAAAUGAUCUUAGAGAAAGAAAAAAAGAUUACCGAGUUGAAGGCUGAUUUUCAGUACCAGGAAUCUCAGAUGAGGGCAAAAAUGAACCAAAUGGAGAAAACGCACAAAGAAGUCACAGAACAAUUGCAGGCCAAAAAUCGAGAACUCCUAAAACAGGCAGCUGCCUUGUCCAAGAGCAAGAAGUCGGAAAAGUCAGGAGCUAUUACCUCUCCAUGACAGACUGCAGGAGGCUCUUCAGCAACAGCAGAUGGGGUCAUCCUGGGUUAGGGUUGGAGACCUGGCUGUUCUCUGGGAAUUGCAAACUUUCUUAAGAAUCUCUAUUUUAUUACAGUUAUCCUUCUUUGUGUGAUUGCAGUGAGCUGAAUGGAAACAUCUAGUUUGUGCUGUGUUAUGACUGCAUGCUUGAGUGUUUGGGAUUUCAGGUUCAAUCUCCUUCUCUUUCUCUCUCACUACUCCUUCUAUGCUUUUCUUCCUCUUCUACCAUCUCUUCCUCUUUUCUUCUCUCCCUUCCCUUUUUUUCCUUCUAUCCCUUUCUUCCCUUUCCUCUUUCUCUAUGUAUUUUGGUUCUACUCUUUGUUCUUUUGUGGUGGUCACUGCUCAGUGUUAUGUGCAGAAUGAUUUUUUAUGUCCAUCCUUGCAUCCUGCCAUACCCAUGAGCAAAUAGUUUGGCAUUAAUUGUAUAUCACUGCCACCCUCUAACUUUAAAAACUGCCACCUUAAGACUUGGUACAAUGAGAGAGGCUUUCUCUCUCCAAUAAAUCUUUUGCUUCAGGGUAUACUCUUGGGUUUUUUUCCAGGUAUAUUAUGUAUGAACUUUGUACUAUGUAUAGCCAGAGUUUUAUUUAUUUUUUAAAAAAAGAAACUUUUUCUUGAUAAAAGAAUAAUGGUAGCCUAGCUAGUUGUUCUUGUAAAAGCGAUGCCUCUUGGGGGGAAAAAAAGUCCUAUUCUCUAGCUUUUAGAAAAUGCAUCAGAUCUUUUCUUUCUUGUUAACUUUAGAGUCUUAAAAACCGAUUACUAAGGUGAAAUAAUUUCAAUAUAUACGUAUGGAGUUAAGUGCCUUUUAGAGGAUUUCUUGGAAGAUCAUUUAAGGAGAUACUUAAGGGAGGUUGCAAAGAUUUUGAACAGUCUGUCUUUUUAAGUAAGGGCAGAAAGAAAGGUUGUCCAGGUUGUACUGGACAUUUCCCUCCCCCACUUCCUUUAUUCUUAGGUAAUUGAUUUUAAAUUCUCAUACUGCCACUUCUUUUUUUUUUUUUUUUAAAUACCCUUUGCCUAUAUAAGUUGUUAUACUGGGCUAUUAUUGUCAGAAAACAUUUUUCUUUUUUUUAAACAGGAGCAGAUUCAAAAUGGUUCAACUGUAGGACACUCUGGGAUCAGUACAAACUGCUCAAGUAUGGACUAUUAGUCCAAAUGGGAGAAAUAAUAUCAUUGUACUUUCUUCCUAUUUCUCUUCACCCACCCCAGCCUGUAUUCUCCCUGCUUUUAAUGGAAAGGUAUUGAAUACAUGUGCUUCUCAGAAGCAGUUUGGCGUCAGCCAGAGAUAUGUGUGGCCUGUCUUCCCUUCUUAUCCCAAUAGGCACAUGGAUUCACUUUUCCAGGAAAGGGAUAGACAUGUAUUUCUAGCUGUACUCUCAGGUACUCUAUGUGGUCUUUUUAAAGAAGUUGGGGAUGUGUAUAGUAUGUGCUGUGAAGUAACAAAAUCAACUACCCUGGAAUUAUUAAAGCAGGGGGGGUACUAGAGUUAAAGGUAAUGAUGAGGGCAGAUGACAUUUGUAGUCUCAGUCUACCAAAAUUGUAGCAGUAAAUUUAGCUUGUUAAAAGCAGAUGUUCUAUAAUCUGUGAUAGCAUUCUCACAAGUGGAGCCAUGCACAUAAUUGGACAGAGAUGUGGAAAGGGUGGCUUCCUUCUGCUAAGAGAUACAGUGGACCAUGUGGCUUAGAUAUCGCCCUGGUAGGGGAUGUAAUUUUCCCUUCUAAGCAAGGGGAACAGCAGUGCUAAAUAGUUUUGUAACUUUUUGAAUGAGAAGCUUUUAGGUAAACUGUCAGAUAAUAUUUUUUAGAUGCAUUUGCAUUGGCUAUGGGGAAAA